CCCUCCCCUUUGAUUACCUCCCUUCUGUCUAUGUCUGCCUCUCUCUCCCUUUUGCUCCUUCUGCCUGGCUGAGUUGGUUUCAGACAGUGCAUCACACGUGCCACCCUAGGUCUCUCUCCACUCUCCUCCUCUCUUCUCUCUCUCUCUCUCUCUCAACAUGGAGGCACAUCACUGAAGAGUGGAUUGUUCCUCCUGUUUUCUCCUCUUCUCUCCUCUGCACUUCAUUCGGUGUGUUUGGGUGUCUGUUUCUGAGUGGGAAUGCUCGUGUCUGCGACAGCGCUGUUGGGGGCUACGCUGGGUACCGUGUCUGGAGUGUUGACACUGUGUGGUCUCUCCCUGCUUUGUAAAAGCUGUAAGAAGGGGAAACUUGAGAAAGGGGACGAGACUGAUCCAGAGAAAGCCAAACCCAGUAUCCUGCAUACUCUGACACAGUUCAGUGUGCAGAAGUGCACCGAACCCAUCCAGCCUCAAGCAUCCUUGAAGUUCCCUAAAAUCUACCGGCCCAAAUCUUCUGUCACUUCUCAAGAGGUAAUACACUACAAAGAACAUGGAAGUGCCAAUGACAUGUCUGCUGCCGAGCUCGACACCUGUAACCAGGCAACAGAACGUGAGGCCUUCUCCCUCCCGUGGCAAGCUUCCGCAGAUGAAACACCCUGCGCAUCUGAGCAAACCGGUGCCAUGACGACAAGUAGCUCCAUCCUAUAUCCUAAACUGCACUUCUCCAUUAGUCUGCACAAAAAGAGUGGAGAGCUACACAUCAGCAUUGUAGAAGCGGAGAACAUAUCAGUGGAUGCAGGAUGUGAGGGAUAUAUAUCAGGUUGUGUGAGUGUCUCUGAAGAGCAGAAGCAUGCGCAGACAGCAGUCCACAAGCUAGCAGCCCAUGUGCAGUGGGAAGAGGAGCUGGUGUUUGCCCUUCCCGUGGAGGGCACAGAAGACACGGAUGCCCUAGAUGGAGAAGUGGCCCUCUCCCUUCACUGCUGUGAUCGAUUUUCCCAUAAUUCUACUCUGGGCACGAUGCGCUUUAAAUUGGCUGACGUAAGCAUGAUGUUGGACGCUGACUGCUGGGUUGACUUACAGCCACCCAAACAGCAGGAAGUGACAUCAUCAGCUGGAGAGCUACUAUUGUCGCUCAGUUAUCUGCCAGCAGCCAAUAGACUUGGGGUGGUAGUAAUGAAGGCUAGAGGACUUCAGUCAGACAAAAUGAAAGACAACAUAGAUCUAUCAGUAAAGUUGACCUUGAAACAUCAAAACACCAAGCUGAAGAAGAAGCAGACGCGGCGAGUGAAGCACAAGAUGAAUCCAGUCUGGAAUGAGAUGAUGAUGUUGGAGCUGCCCAGUGAGCUUCUGGCUAAAUCCAGCGUGGAUUUGGAAGUACUGAACCUGGCCAGUCCCGGGACCCUGCACCCCCUGGGCCGCUGCAUGCUGGGGCUCCACACCUCCGGCACCGGCCUGCAGCACUGGAAACAGAUGCUAGAUAAUCCACGCAAGCAAAUCGCAAUGUGGCAUCCUCUAUACACCUAAGAAUGUUAAUAAUCUCCAAACCACCACCUACAUGCAAUAUCCUUGGGUUUUUACAAUAGUACUCUAUCCCUGUGCAAAAAUAUGUAGUUCUCCAAUAUACUAAAUAUUUAAGUAGAUUUAAUGAAUGAACCCAGCUGUUAUCAUUUCGUAAAAUGAAACUAACUUCUCUGCAGGUAAAGGCUAAACUACUUGUUACAGUAGAUUAGAGUAUUUUAAUGUAAGCAGUGCUGCAAUUAACUUUGGUGUUGUUAUUAAUGUGUGUUUAAAAUACUCAAUGCUGUUUUAAACUGGUCCGAGUUGGAGCCAUCCUGAAAUUAGUCUAAUGUGGUUGGAACACUUAGAGAGACAGCAAAACAUUCAAACAUAUUUCAUUUUUUAAGAUUAAUAUCAAACAUUUUUGUUUUCCUGCUAUUAUGGAUCCUCUUAGUCCCACUGUCACAGCUGGAAUGAUGGAGCCAUGCUCACCAACUUUAGAUUGUGGCUAGUAUCUUUACAGUAGUAACACACUAAACAGGGUCUCAAUACGGCAGCUUUACUCUUCUCAAGAUGCACGCAUACAGAAAUAAAUGUAAAUUUAUCACAGCCUUCUAAUUAUAAUUUUUAUUUUAAAUAUAUAUAUAUAUACAUAAAUAACAGGAUGUUGUAAAAUGUUGACAUUUUGUUUCAUUAAAGGGGAUACUUCACCCA
Molecule: messenger RNA, 2208 nt
Organism: Pimephales promelas (fathead minnow)
Lineage: Eukaryota; Metazoa; Chordata; Actinopteri; Cypriniformes; Leuciscidae
Gene: syt13
Product: synaptotagmin XIII
Biological process (GO): calcium ion-regulated exocytosis of neurotransmitter; synaptic vesicle endocytosis
Cellular component (GO): synaptic vesicle membrane; dense core granule; exocytic vesicle
Molecular function (GO): calcium-dependent phospholipid binding; calcium ion binding; clathrin binding
Source: RefSeq, a predicted model, not a curated record